GACGAAGGUUGUGCAGGGACGGGAGACAAAUGCUUGGUCUCCAGCGGCCGAAUGUUGUGCAGGGACGGGAGACAGAUGCUUGGUCUCAGGCGGUCAAAGGUCAUGGAAGAAGCAUGGGGCUAGUGGCUGGAACAGAUCUGGAGUCGAGGUCAUUCAUGUUAGGUGGCGAUAGAGGAGGUUUGAUAGAAAUCAUGAUGAAAAAGAGUCAGGGUGAGGAAGAAGCUACAGUAUUGUUGGAUCGCCCCCUCCUGAACCGCCGCCAUGGAGUGCAUGAGAGUCUAGGGUUUGGAAGCAGCUUUUUAAUUGUACUGUUUGUUUGCGAUUUAUUUUUCAUAAUCAGAUUGUUUAUUUUUCCGUUGGUUACUUUCAUUGUUGUAAGACUCUAGCAUUAGGAUUGGGUGAUGAGAGGUCUGUUUUAACCGUUGUUGGCUCAUUUAUGCCCAUAUAAGAUCAGCGAGUUAUAUUGUUUUUUUUAAGGUGAUUGACUCUAAGUCUAGUUCGAGGACUGACGGUUGCCUGUGGUCUUU
Molecule: messenger RNA, 527 nt
Organism: Cuscuta epithymum
Lineage: Eukaryota; Viridiplantae; Streptophyta; Magnoliopsida; Solanales; Convolvulaceae
Source: the annotation of a GenBank genome assembly